This is a messenger RNA of Nicotiana tabacum (common tobacco), 4769 nucleotides long. NCBI's taxonomy places the organism in Eukaryota, Viridiplantae, Streptophyta, Magnoliopsida, Solanales, Solanaceae. The record is from RefSeq and is a predicted model, not a curated record.
GUAGCUGCCGCUAGGCUGUUACAGCAGAAGUCAGGAACUGUCAAAUCACAGAAUGAGGUAGAUAAAGAUUUGGAUUCAACAGCAGGAUCUGGGCAGAGAGCAGGUGAGAGGAGGAAGAGUGGAAAUGCAAGGAAGACUGCUUCUUCCACGGAGAGAAGGAAUUUGGUGCAAUCAUAUUGGAAUUCCAUGAGUUUGGAUGUUAAGAAAGAAUUGCUUAGUAUUAGAAUUUCAGAUCUUAAGGCACAUUUUAGUUCGUCUAAGGAUCGUUUGGCUAUUGAAGUGCUAUCUGAGGCUCUUGCAUUUGCCAAGACAAAUAAAACUUGGAAAUUCUGGACAUGUUGCCGCUGCAGUGAAAAAUUUGCAAACUCAGAAUCACACAUUCAUCAUGUUGUGCAUGAUCACAUGGGUGCUUUGCUGCCUAAAAUGCAAUCAGUUUUGCCUCAAAGUGUGGAGAAAGAGUGGGCUGAGAUGCUUCUGAACUGCUCUUGGAAACCAUUAGAUGUUAAUGCAGCAGUGGAAAUACUUGAUAAACAAUCAAGAUCUCAGGGUCAUGGUUUUCUAGAUGAGUCCUAUGAAAGAGAUGAUGGAGAGGGGUCAAAGGAUGACUUUUUGGAGGCUUUCUGCCAUGAAGACGAGUGGGGCACAUCACCUAGAAGGAGGAAAUUAGGGGAUAGACCCAACAGAGAUAUGGUUGAGAGUAGAAAAAAUGAUAAGAUCUCAGACAUUGACUUUAUGGAUUGUGAUGGAGAGGGUGGUCCGAAGAUUCAUUUACUUCCUGAAGGCUUGCCGCUGUCUGAUGACCCUGAGCGAGUAAAGCUUCUUGAAAGAAUCCAUGCUGUGUUUGAGACUCUUAUCAAAAAUAAAUAUCUUGCUUCAAGUCACCUCAGCAAGGUUAUUCACUUUGCAGUGGAAGAGCUUCAGGGUCUUGCUUUUGGCUCUAAACUUCUUAACUGCAAUAUUGAUCAGAGUCCUUUGUGCAUAUGCUUUUUGGGUCCCGAAGAACUUAAAAAAAUACUAAAAUACUUACAAGAACUUUCUCAUUCUUGUGGCUUAGGUAGAUAUCCUGAGAGAACUGGUUUUCUGGACGAAACAAGCAAUGGUUGUCAUGGAUUUGACGAUCUAGAGAAAAUAGUUUUCAGUGAGGAUGACACAUGUUUGUUGUUUGAUAAGCAGUUCCUGCAACACAAUCUUUCUCCCAGCUCGUGUCCUAAUGCAGUUUCUAAUGAUAGACCUGCAGCAAUUUUGUCUGGUAAUCAGUACCAAAAUGGAGUUAUAAUUGAUUCAGAUGCAUUACUGUCCUGGUUAUUCACUGGUCCAUCAAGUGUGGAAGCACUAGCAUCAUGGACACGUGCAAGAAAAGAGAAAGCUCAACAGGGUAUGGAAAUUCUUCGAUUGCUUGAGAAGGAGUAUUACGACCUACAGGGUUUGUGUGAGAGAAAAUCUGAGCACCUAAGUUACGAGGAAGCACUGCAGGCAGUAGAAGAUCUUUGCUUAGAAGAGGGUAAAAAAAGAGAACAUGAAAUAGAAUUUGUCCGGCAAAGCUAUGAUUCUGUCUUGCGGAAGCGACGAGAGGAGCUCAUAGAAAGUGACAACGAAGUUACGAUUAUCAGUAGGUUUGAGUUGGAUGCUAUAUCAAAUGUUCUGAAGGAAGCAGAAUCUCUCAAUGUAAAUCAAUUCGGAUUCGAGGAAACAUACGGUGGUGGAACAUCUCAAUUUUGUGACUUGGAAUCUGGCGAAGAGGAUGAUUGGAGACUGAAAGACUAUCUGCAUCAGGUGGACUCUAGCGUGGAAGUUGCAAUACAGAGACAGAAGGAACAUGUUUCCAUUGAGUUGAGCAAAAUUGAUGGUCGAAUCAUGCGGAUGGUUACAGGGAUGCAACAGUUGGAAGUGAAGCUUGAGCCUGCAUCUGCCCAAGAUUACCGGCAGAUUUUAGUGCCUCUAUUGAAGUCAUUUAUGCGGGCACACUUGGAGGACGUGGCUGAGAAGGAUGCAACUGAGAAGUCUGAUGCUGCAAGGGAUGCUUUUCUGGCUGAACUUGUUCGUGAUUCUGCGAAGAGUUCAAGUGGGGGCAAUGAGAAGUCUAAACAUGCCCAUGAAAAGACAAAGGACAAGAAAAAAAACAAAGAGUAUCGAAGAGCAAAGGAUUCAAAGCCUAACAGUGGUAACGAAACGCAUGUGCUUCGCCAUGAGAUUGUGGAAGAUGUCUCAUUUGCUGCUCAUGAUGGCGAUGAUCAAGACAGUCAAAUUCCUCAAAUUGGUAAUUCCUUAAAUCUACAGGAGGAGGAGUACAGACGUAUGAUUGAGCUUGAAGCCGAGGAAAGGAAGCUUGAAGAGACUUUAGAGUAUCAAAGAAGAAUUGAGAAUGAGGCUAAGCUGAAGCAUCUGGCCGAGCAACACAAGAAAUCUGCAAGAACAAUUCAAGAGAAUAUGGGUGCAGCUAUGAAUCUUGAAACUUGCCCUUAUCAAAAAAUGUAUCCUGACAUUUACUUGAAUUGUUGUGAUAUUGAUCAGAAAAUCAGUGAGCAAUUGAAGAGUAGCGAGAAGAACAAUGUACUUCCAAACAGUUUAGAAGGUCCUUCAAAGAACUUUCCAGAAGUAAUGGCGCAAAGAGAUGAGAGUCCAGAGGAUGGUGUAUUGAUAGCUGAUAAACGAUCUGCAAGAAAAGGCAGGCGCCAGAAAGGUUCGACUAAAUUUAGUGAGGGGAAGUAUCAAUCUGGUUCUUCUGAAAGGGAAAAUACUGCAGUUAGUGAAUCAAGAGCUCUGGAUUCUUCACAUGAAAAGAAUGGUACCAGAGAUAGUGGAACAAAGACAUUGAGACAGCUACAUGUGGAGGAGGAUGAUGAAGAAAGGUUCCAAGCUGACCUUAAGAGAGCUGUACGCCAAAGUCUUGACGCAUUCCAUGCACAUCAGAAAUUACCCUUGAAGGCAAGUUCAGGGGCACAGAGGAUGUUCUCUGAAACCAGGGAUAUGGGUGGUGAAAUAAGCGUUGGGAAUGUCAAUGAAAUGGAUGUAUAUGGCACUGGGCUAAAGAAUGAAAUUGGAGAAUACAAUUGCUUUCUAAAUGUCAUUAUACAGUCAUUGUGGCAUCUAAGACAAUUUCGAGAUGAAUUUUUGAGAAGAACACCAUCAGAGCAUGAUCAUGUUGGUGACCCAUGUGUGGUAUGCGCUUUAUAUGACAUAUUUACUGCUCUGAGCAUGGCUUCUACUGAGAUGCGAAGAGAGGCUGUUGCUCCUUCUACUUUGAGAAUUGCCCUCAGCAACCUUUAUCCCGAUAGUAAUUUCUUCCAGGAGGCUCAAAUGAAUGAUGCUUCUGAAGUACUGGGUGUGAUAUUUGAUUGCCUACAUCGGUCAUUUAUAUCAACCUCAGGUGUUUCGGAUACUGAAUCUGCAGAUAGCAGCUGUAUGGGCUCUUGGGAUUGCUCAAGUAGUGCUUGUAUUGUGCAUUCUCUUUUCGGAAUGGAUAUUUUUGAGCAGAUGAACUGCUACAAUUGUGGAUUGGAGUCCAGACAUCUGAAGUACACAUCGUUCUUUCAUAAUAUUAAUGCCAGCGCUCUCCGAACAAUGAAGGUUAUGUGUCCAGAAAGCUCGUUUGAUGAGCUUCUGAAUCUUGUUGAGAUGAACCAUCAGUUGGCUUGCGAUCCCGAGGUUGGUGGAUGUGAAAAGCUUAACUAUAUUCAUCACAUUCUCUCUGCUCCGCCACAUGUUUUCACAACGGUUUUAGGUUGGCAGAAUACUUGUGAGAGUGUAGAUGACAUAAAAGCAACAUUAUCAGCUUUAUCUACUGAAGUGGACAUUGGCAUCCUUUAUCGCGGUCUUGAUCCGAAAAACAAGCAUUACUUAGUUUCUGUGGUUUGCUACUAUGGACAGCAUUAUCACUGUUUUGCCUACAGUCGUGAUCGUGGACAGUGGAUCAUGUAUGAUGACAAAACCGUGAAGGUAAUUGGUGGCUGGGAUGAUGUUCUAGUUAUGUGUGAAAGAGGGCAUUUGCAACCGCAGGUCCUUUUCUUCGAAGCUGUAAACUAGUCCAGCUAAAAGCUGAUCUGGAUUUUCGCUUGUUUCUUUGAAGCUGUAAUAUAUUUCAGCUUAGAAAAUACACCUCCAUAUACUGCAAUGAAGAUGUGCCAUUGGGCUUCUCCAUUCAAUCGUCAAAGGCAAGAUGAUACUUGUGCACUGAUGUUAUUCAAUUGACCUGCAAAGUUACAAAAUCAUGUGAGAAACUGUACUAUACUGUCAGAAGUUUGUUGGGAUGAAGAGAAAGUAAAGCAAUUGGUCUGCUACCAAGGAAAACUUCUUCGAAUUUGUGUAUUACGAUGGAGUUUUUCAGAGGAUAGGAAAGAAAAGUGUAAGUUUUGGUGCGCUUGAUACCUGGUAGCAUCGGCAGAGUCAAGUUUUUGCAGCAUCCGGAAAUUUUGGAAUCCUUACAAUAAUAAGGUGGCGUGGUUGAAGAAAGAAGUACUACCCACCAGUUACCUGGUCACGAGGAACGUAUAGAUGUUUGAUUUCGCAUUGGUAACUUAACCUGCUAUUGCCAGAUAUUGCUUCUGUACACAGGAAAUUCUAGGUAAUGAUCAUAUAUCUUCCUUUUUCAAUGUAAGCAGGUCUGUAUAGAUUGGUCUUUUAAGUGAUGCAGCGAAUAGUAACUCUUCAUUUAUUUUGUUUUUCCCUCUUUGAGGAAAAAAGAAUUUUGAGUGCCCAGAGGUUAUGGGAACUUUGUAUUACGGAUGUCUACGAUAAUUUAAUGAAAGGGAAGACCUAUGUUUGUUCUUCAA